GAGGAGGAGGAAGGAGGCUGGAUCGUGGCGAGGACGCAAGACAAAGAGAGAGAACCAGACCUCAUUUCCUGUUGGGAAGAAGGAGAAGAUCCGGUGAUGCAGGAACCCAAAGAAGAGGAGGAGACCUCAGCAGGUUACAUCUGGGGGGUCAAAGCUGACAGAGAAGUAUCUGAAGUAUCACUGGAAAAAGCUGAGGAGCAGAUGCAGGAGCAGAAACUGAGGAGUCAAGAUGGAGCAAAGAGACAAGAGGAAAGACAAACUCACACAGGGGAGAAACCUUAUAAAUGCUUGGAGUGUGGAAAGAGCUUCAGGUGGAGUAGCAGCCUUACUUCGCAUCAAAGAACUCACACAGGAGACAAACCUUAUAAAUGCUUGGAGUGUGGAAAGAGCUUCAGUCAGAGUGGCAACCUUACUUCACAUCAAAGAACUCACACAGGAGACAAACCUUAUAAAUGCUUGGAGUGUGGAAAGAGCUUCAGUCAGAGUGGCAACCUUACUUUGCAUCAAAAAACUCACACAGGAGACAAGCUUUAUAAAUGUUUCGAGUGUGGAAAGAGCUUUAGUCAGAGUAGCCACCUUACUUCGCAUCAAAGAACUCACACAGGAGACAAACCGUAUAAGUGCUUGGAGUGUGGAAAGAGCUUCAGGUGGAGUAGCCACCUUACUUCGCAUUACAAAACUCAUACAGGGAACAAACCUUAUCAAUGCUUUGAGUGUGGAAAAAGCUUCAGUCAGAGUAGCACUCUCACUUCGCAUCAAAGAACUCACACAGGGGACAAAUCUUAUAAAUGCUUGGAGUGUGGAAAGAGCUUCAGUCAGAGUAGCCACCUUACUUCGCAUCACAGAACUCACACAGGGGACAAACCUUAUAAAUGCUUGGAGUGUGGAAAGAGCUUCAGUCAGAGUAGCACUCUUACUUUGCAUCAAAAAAAUCACACAGGAGACAAACCUUAUAAAUGCUUUGAGUGUGGAAAGAGCUUCAGUUAUAGUAGCGCCCUUACUUUGCAUCAAAGAACUCACACAGGAGACAAACCUUAUAAAUGCUUGGAGUGUGGAAAGAGCUUCAGUUAUAGUAGCGCCCUUACUUCGCAUCAAAGAAGUCACACAGGAGACAAACCUUAUAAAUGCUUGGAGUGUGGAAAGAGCUUCAGUCAUAGUAGCCACCUUAGUUUGCAUCAAAGAACUCACACAGGAGACAAACCUUAUAAAUGCUUGGAGUGUGGAAAGUGCUUCAGCCGGAGUAGCCACCUUACUUCGCAUCACAGAACUCACACAGGAGACAAACCUUAUAAAUGCUUUGAGUGUGGAAAAAGCUUCAGGUGGAGUAGCAACCUUACUUUGCAUCACAGAACUCACACAGGAAACAAACCUUAUCAAUGCUUUGAGUGUGGAAAGAGCUUCUGUGACAGUAGCGCCCUUACUUCGCAUCACAAAACUCAUACAGGGAACAAACCUUAUAAAUGCUUGGAGUGUGGAAAGGGCUUCAGUGACAGUAGCACCCUUACUUUGCAUCACAGAACUCAUACAGGGAACAAACCUUAUCAAUGCUUGGAGUGUGGAAAGAGCUUUAGUCAGAAUGGCAACCUUACUGUACAUCAAAGAACUCACACAGGGGACAAACCUUAUCAAUGCUUGGAGUGUGGAAAGUGUUUCAGUCGGAGUGACACCCUUAGUAAACAUGAAAGAACUCACAGGAGACAAACCUUAUAAAUGCUUGGAGUGUGGAAAGAGCCACAAGAGUGUCUGUAUAGUAUAGCCAGCGGGGAUUUUUCACAUUCCGCCAUGUUAAAUUGAAAAUACUCCCCAUGCCAUUCUGAUGCUUCCCAUAAGCUCAUUUCAAAACAAAAGCUUCCAUAACUUAUAGUCCUGAACUCAGAAAUGCUUGCUUAAUAGCCCUGUCAAUCUUCAUGGCGAUACACAAAACAGUCAGAGAGAAUAGACAGUUCAAAGUGUAAAAAGAGGGAGAGAAACCUCAGAAACCUUUUGGACUUUUUUCUCUGAGAGUUAUAAUCUGUUGAGAUUAAUUAAAAAUCAGCCAUGUUCACAGAGUACCUGUAAUCCUAAUACUGACAUUGCCCCAUACUCUGACCUUCAUCUGCUGCAGUUUAAAAGUUUAAAAAAUGCCUGGCUGAUUUAAUAAAUUUUGGCUGGGACCCAAAGAUAGCGCGGAGCAUGCUCAGAAGGACCAACUGUCAGAGUUCUAAAAGCCUCACAGCUGCUGGGCUUGGCUAAUCAG
Messenger RNA from Rhineura floridana, 2236 nucleotides. RefSeq names its product zinc finger protein 420-like. The coding region runs from base 97 to 1710 and encodes 537 amino acids. The record is from RefSeq and is a predicted model, not a curated record. Lineage: Eukaryota; Metazoa; Chordata; Lepidosauria; Squamata; Rhineuridae. The transcript is spliced from 3 exons.